This is a messenger RNA of Xyrichtys novacula (pearly razorfish), 11846 nucleotides long. The record is from the annotation of a GenBank genome assembly. Lineage: Eukaryota; Metazoa; Chordata; Actinopteri; Labriformes; Labridae.
AUGUGACGGCAAAACCAGGAAGUAAACAAUCGCCUGACGUUUCAAAAGUUCAGUCUGCUUUUAUCAGAGGAACUUGGGAUUCUGGUAAACUUCCCUGGAUCGGAUUUCCCUCGCAUGUUUUAUUCAUCUUCUUAGCGAUCGUUGAACAUAACGUUGCUCCAUGGCAAGUUCGUUUCCUGAAGCAGCGGAGCUCGUGGCAGAGGCUCGCCGUUUGUAUGGACAGGUGUUCGGGGAGGAGGCUCCCCGGGUGGCGGUGUGUGCUCCUGGAAGAGUGAACCUGAUUGGAGAGCACACUGACUACAACCAAGGACUUGUGCUUCCAAUGGUAAAAUGACAACUGAUCAGCCCGUGGCAAACCGUGAAUAUACCUGAGAUUAAUUUGGAAGGUGGAGGUGAAAAGAGAAAUAAUUUAGGUUUGUGGUGAUUAAAGGGAUAUUCCGGCGUAAAAUUAAUUUAGGGUCAAACACACCGUAACACCGAGUUUGACACUCCCUGGAGAGAUGAAUGUUGCCGACCGCUUGCUUCUCUAGUUAUACCAACUUUAGCAACGACCACAGGAUGGUGAUACAUGCGUAAACCUCAACCAAAACGCCACUCUGUAGUCACAGAUAAUGCUCAGAACAGCACCUAACUUCAUCAACAGUACAUAUAGGGUCCCAGCCACAACACUAGCCACCAAACAUCUUUUUAACUUUGCCUAAUUUCUUUAGCAAAGAGACUAAACACAACUCACCUACUCUCCUUUAGCAGCUGCUCGUUUGUAGUGAGACCUCAGGCCAGUCCAUUACGGACUGCUGCGGGGUGACGCAGCUCAAGGAAGAACAUUUAUGAUCAUUUCCUAAUUAUUUCCUUGAAGUAAUAAUCAUCAUAUUAAUCAUUUGCGCUGCAGACGCAGUAGUUCUUCUGCCUUAGCGUCUCGGUCUGAUUGCAUUUCCAUGAAGAAAUGAUCAUAAAUGUUCUUCCUUGAGCUGUGUCACCCCGCAGCAGUCCGUGAUGGACUGGUCCGAGGUGCCAAACAAGCGGUUGCUGGAAGGGAGUGGGUAAGUUGUGUUUAGUGUCUUUGCUAAAGAAAUUAGUCAAAGUUAAAAAGAUGUUUGGUGGCUAGCACUAUGGCUAGGACCCUAUAUGUACUGUUGAUAAAGUUAGGUGUUGUUCUAAACAUUAUUUGUGGCUAUAGAGUAGUGUUUUGUUUGAGGUUUGUGUGUGGCUCCUCAGACUGCUGUGUAUUGAUACCUGUGGUCGUUACUAAAGUAGGUAGGAAAGCAAGCAGUUGGCAACAUUCAUCUCUCAAGGGGGUGUCUAACUCAGUGUUACAGUGUGUUUGACCCUAAAUAAAUUUUACGCCGCAAUAUCCCUUUAAGCUGUGAAGUUCAGGUGUAUACCUUUAUAUAUCUUAUUUUUCACAUUAAAGGGGUUUGUUGUCAUGACCACACAGGGCUAUGUCUUUAUUUUUGGUGAGUCAGGCACUCCCCCUUGUGACAGUGGUGGUCGGGAGUCAAACCUCUGGACAAGAUGUUACCAUAGUAACAGCUACUAAGGAUGCUGACGAGCCUCACAGGGUGAACUUCAGGCUGCCAAGUGAUGGAUCACCGCUGUCUCCAGGGUUACCCAGCUGGGCAAAUUAUGUGAAGGGAGUUAUACAACAUUACAGAGGUAAACAAACAUUAAUGGUUAUGUUUUUGUGCAGUUAAUUUUUCAUCUGAAGACGUCGAUCAGGACUAAAUAAAGUAAAUGUUUUCUUCACCUUCUAUGUGUAAAUAACACAAAGAAGUUUACAUGAUAAGUACUUUCUGUGUUUUUUUCCUGCAGCCUCCCCUAUUCCAGGUUUCAGAGCUGUGAUCAUCAGCAGUGUCCCUCUGGGAGGAGGUCUGUCCAGCUCUGCUUCCCUGGAGGUGGCUUUCUACACAUUCCUGCAGCAGCUCAAGCCAGGUCAGAAACUGCGGCUGCCCCAGUUAGUGAGACAGGGUGGUGUCUGUACAGUCUGUUUUGGCUUUAAAGAUGAAGUAUUACUUCUACUGUUUUAGUCAAAGUUUAAAGUCAAGUUAAAAAACAGCAACUUUUAGAUACCACUCUUCUUUCUCUACAUGAUUGGAUAAUAGGUUCACACAUAUAUAGAUGUUACAGUUUUUCAACUCUGUGUUGGUUCCACAGAUGAUGGAGAGAAGGUACCUAAAGCACUGGCCUGUCAGCAGGCUGAGCACACCCACGCUGGGGUACCCUGUGGCAUCAUGGACCAGUUUGUGUCUGUUCUUGGCAGAGAGGGGCAUGCUCUGCUGAUUGACUGCAGGUAGGGUAAACAACCAAAGAAAGUUAGUCCAUCAACGAGUCCUCAAUUACAACGUUUCAUUACUUGACUGUGACCAAGUUUUUAUUUCUACACAUUCACACCCACUAUGAUCAAUCCAGUUUUCUUCCCUGCUCCGACUCAGGUCUCUGGAGGCCACCCCUGUCCCUCUGGCAGAUUCAGACCUGGUCAUUCUCAUCACUAACUCCAAUGUGAAGCACUCUCUGGCCGGCAGUGAGUACCCUGUGAGACGCCAGCAGUGUGAGAAGGCUGCCUCCAUCUUGGGGAAGGACAGUCUCAGAGAUGCUACCAUGAAAAACCUGGAGGGUAUGAUGCCUUUAAUCAUUUCCUUUUUAUCUUCCUGAUUGUGUUAUUUUAUUUUUCUCCACUGUAAUGACAUCCUGGACGCCCAUCUGAUAACAGUAACAAAUAUCUGCAUGCAAGUGCCGCUUAUUUGUUCUCUAUCAAAUAAGUUUACAAGAGCAGCAUAUACUGUUGGUGUGAAAUCAUGGAUCUGACGUCCAUUCAACAAAUGAACAUUUGUAAAGUUGUUCUAUUCUCUGAAGCACAGACCCAACCAAAGUUAGACUUUCCUUUUUCAUUUAUCUUCAUUAUUGCUUUUUUAUUUCUGCCUGUUAAUCAGAAGAAAAUUUUUAAAAGAUCAGUUUCCCUUUUUAGGUUCAUUUUGCUGAAGUAAGCCAACAUGAUGCCUCUGUGUAAUUUUCUUCAGAGAUCAACAAAGUUUUUCUUAUCUUAUAAAUAAAGAUUGAUUGUUUUCAGGCUAACUGCUGGUUAAACUGAAAUACUGCAAAUACUUUUUCUUUACCAUAAUUCAGAGGCAUGAAUUACUAUUAAAGGACUGCCAACAAGUUGAGGUAUUUUAGCCAAACAUGUUGUUUCAGCUUUUCAAACUUCCUCAAUAUUUAUGAUGAAUUGUUUGCAGUAAAACAAGCGUAAAUUGUCAGAUUCCCCACAUCACAUUACAGAGUUGUUUGGUUUCAAAGCUAAUUCAAUUUUUAAAAAAAAAAUUAUUGAGAAUAUUUAAUGUUUAAGCUGCUUAUAGGAGGGGUUUUUUUUUGCGUUUGAUGCUUUUCAUAAUAUCCAAAAGCAAACAAGUUGAUUGCAUGUUUAAUGACAAUUUUAUUGUAGUUUUUUAUUACUGAUGUGAGAGGGUAGGCGUCAGCUGAGAAGCUGCAAAAACAGCCCUGUUUUUACAUUUUACACAUAAAAUAUUCACAAUAAAUUAUACAGUUGGCUGCCUAAAAUCUGCAUGAUGAGUUCUUUUGGGUUAGAAGUCACUUCUUCAACAUGUAGAAGAGAAAACAAGCAGAGACUUUUUUGUCCAGAGGGGGCGCUAAAUUUUAAACACACCUCCUCACAGGAGCUUUAAUCUAAAGGAGUUUACAGAAUGAGAAAUACCGACAUGCUUAAAUAUCAUGCCUUUCCUAAUGUAACAUUGUAGUCCCAACAAACACACACUAAUUGAUGUUUUUUUAAUUACAAAUUACAUUAAAUAUUUUACUGAGAAAAUACAAAAUAAAUGCAUAUGUGUAGCUUCACAGCAUCUGAUUCACACGUUAUUUUGCAGAGGAGUUAAGAUCGCAGUUUUCUUACUUUUGGUACACAGAUCAAAUCUGUAUCGUGACUCUUCUCCCUCCACUCUCUUUUCAGAUGCAAAGGACAGAUUGGACGAUGUGACCUAUCGAAGAGCUCGUCAUGUGAUCGAGGAGAUAGAGAGAACAGUCCAAGCCGCUGAAGCCCUGAAAAGAGGAGCCUACAAAGAGUUUGGAAAGCUUAUGGUGGAGAGCCACAACUCACUGAGGUACAGUUUCAGCACUUGUUUUACAUCUGCUUCACAUCUGUUUCACCUUGAGUCACGAGGCAGGUGAGCUUGUAACCUGACGCUUCUGUGACAGAGACCUGUACGAGGUGAGCUGCAGGGAACUGGACGAGCUGGUGUCUGCAGCCAUGGAGGUGGAGGGGGUGUUUGGCAGCCGGAUGACAGGUGGAGGAUUUGGUGGAUGCACUGUGACAUUGCUGCAGGCCAACGCCAUCGACAGGACAAUACUCCACAUACAGGUAAAAACACACGUAUUAACCAUCAAAAUCAAAUGUUUAAAACGUUUUCUGCAGUUAGUUAAAGCUUAAGUGUGCAAACAUAAACAAAGGUUAAUGUGUCAGAGGGAGACUUAAAAGAAUAUGCUUGUAAAAGUUAUUAAUUAAUUGGUGAUUCAUUUUAACUGACUAAUUUACAUGGUCCAGAGUGUGACAAACAAGUUAUUUUCUGGAUGCAAGAAAGUCUCUGUAACAUAAGAAUAUGUUUCUAUAAAAUCCCAAAAGAAACGUUAUAUCCCGUUUUUCCCAGUAAGACAUGAAAUUUAUAUUCCUAUCGUGUCAAACAUCUUGAAGGAAAGCAUGCGAUUAUAUUUCUUCAUUUGCCGUCUUUCUAUUCAUUUCCUUGGAGAUGUAUUCUGAGAGGAUAUUGCACACCUGCAAUUAUGUUGUCAACAUGUCCUACAGGCAAUGAAACAUGAUUAAGCACUGUUCUAUUAGGCCUGAAGGCUAUAAAAGCCAUAACAUCUGCAAACAACAGUCCUGCCUCCCAUGCAUAGGUUGCCUAUAAUAAAUCAAUGUUAGAGAAAACACUGAAAAAGUGAACAAGCACACAGAAAACUGGCAAUGAAUGAUAUAUAAAUACAGCUCUAAUUCUGAAAAAGUUAUGACUCUGUAAAAACAGAUUUUGGUAGUUUGUGAAUCAUUUCAACCACAUAUUUAAGUGGGAAUAGUACAACAUGCUAGAUCUUAACACAUGACUCUUUCUGCAACUGAGGAAUCUCCAGUCUAUGAAACACUCAGUUUGUAAACAUCUGAAAACUACAUCAUACUGGAAGAUUUCCUGGGGAAUGAAGUGGGUGAAGACUGGUUUUAGAUUAUGAACAGAAGCACUGUUUGGGGCACCUGCCAGUCCAGUAUAGCCUGGGACUCUUCUAGUGCAGAGCCAUGCCGAUGUUAUAUGUGCAGAAUGUGUUAUGGCUUUGUCUUUUUGAAAUAUUUGCAAGGUCUUCGUUCAAAAAGGCGUAUCCUGGAUGGCAGCACAUGUUGCUACAAAACCUGUAUAUAUUGCUCAGCAUUAAUGGUGUCCCCCUAGAUGUGUAAGAUGCAUCCCCACACAAUCACUGAUGCUGGGUUUUGAACUGUGUGCUGAUAACAAGCCAGAUAUUAUCCUAACCCUGAGUCAUAAUGCCUCAUUCAUCAGUUUUGAUGCAUUUGUGUGCUGCAGGAUGUCAUCAUUUGUUGUAGGCAUGAUAGACUUACAUUUUUUAGCUUAUUAUUCUCAUCCAGCUUCAUGACACAGCCAAUGCUGCUGAAGAAUUGAACUUUUUCUGAUUUUCUGAUUGUGUUUGGUGGGAAAACUUUGUGCUCCAGAGGGUGUUUAAAAUGAAGAGUGUUUGCGGACAUUGUUGAUUUGUUCACAGGGAUGAAAAAAACACUUCUCAGUGUUCUGGCUGUCACUUUAAGGGGGGCAUUUCAGACAAAUUACCCAGUCCCCGGUGUCUUGCUCAGACAGCUCCAGUGUGUGUGUGUGUGUGAGUGAGUGUGAGAGAGAAAGAGAUCGGGGGUAUGAGCUGAGAAUAAUAGCGAGCUUCGUGGCGACAGAGCCAGAAGUGUCCAGUUAUUAGCAUGCUGGUCUGGUCACCGAGGCCCUGCUGCCUUUCUGCUUUCACACAGUCAGAUUUUGGGCCUGCUGUUGGCUGGCACUGCACUGAACCCUGCGGAAGAGACAUCAGCAAAAACUUAUCCACAGAAAAUCACAGGAAAUGGCUAUAUUCAUGAGGAUGACAUGUUUGCUCUGAGGAACAGUUAGAGGGAAAAGAUCAGCUGUCUUUUUGAACUCUGGUUUUGUAAAUCUUCAGCUUUGGAAACAGACUUGGCAGAUUUCUGAACAUCUUCCCUCCCCUGGCGGUAUCCUGGUUACUACAGUGGCUUGCUAGCUGUCAAAAGGAAAAAGUCUCUUGGGAACAAAAGAAACACUUGAACCUUCCUCAUCCCUCGGUCCUCGGCAUUCCUGAGCAGAGUGGAAGGAUCCUUGUCCUCCGAACAGCAGCGCCACAGGAUCAGAAAAAUCACUUCAAGAUGCUGAAUCUCAACUCACGGGUCGACAACAGCUACAGGAACUCUCUCCAGGACCCGGUGUCCCUGAAUGUCGGCGGGGAAAUUUACACCACCACUCUGGGCACCCUGACACGAUGUCAGGACUCGAUGCUGGGUGCUAUGUUCACAGGACAGAUCCCUGUGCUCAGAGACAACAAAGGAAAUGUUUUCAUAGACCGUGACGGCAAAGUGUUCAGGUACAUCCUGAAUUACCUGCGAUCCAGCUCUCUGGACCUGCCGGACGGCUUUUCAGAGUUGGCGCUACUCCGGAGAGAGGCUGACUUCUUCCAGAUACGCCCCCUGUUGGAGGAGAUUCACCAUUAUGAAGCUAAAGUUCCUCUCAGCCUCAGAGGAGGGCCACUAGGAGCCAUGAUCAUGGUGAAGGUAGAUUCAAAGGUAUGUGCUUCAAAGUUAGUCCAAUAAGCCAUGUUUGAAUUAAUCUUCAAUUACAAGAGCAAGAACUUGUAGGAACACAGUUGCUGCAAAUUACAAAAAUGAGUGGUUUAAAGCUGUGGGCAAGAAUGAACAAGAUUCAAAAGUCAUCCAGAUUUAUAAUACACAAGUUUACAGAUGAUAUCUUAUUUCAUAUAAGUUGAUAUUUGAACUAACAUUUAGGCACCGUCACACCCUCAGAAUUUAAUUUGGCCUCACAGAUAGAAAGCUGCUGGUCUAUUUCUGCUGAGACUGGUUUGUUUGUGUUUAUGCAUAAUUCAGACAUCUGUCUCUGUAAGCUCACAUUCAGCCCAUUGUUUGUGUACAAACUUAUUGAACCUUUUAAGGCCAAUGUCACAAUGGCAUCAGGGUAUUAGGAGGAAGCAAAAAGAAGUAGGCAAACACGUGUCCCCACCAUAAGGUAGGAGUUAAGGUAACCUCUAGUGAAAAGGCAAUCUUUAUAACCAAAGGAUCCGUCUCUUUAUUAUACAAAAAUGUUAAACUAGGAUGUCAAUCUGAGCCUGUCACCAGAAAAAGGUUUUAUUUAAAUGGGUAGUCAACUUUUUUUAGUGUGUUUGUUUGAGGUACUCAUCAUUUGUGAGUGUAUUACCCAAAAUGGAUCCUGAUAAACUCUGCACUGAAGUAACAGCAGUCCUUCAGGAAUAUCUGUGGCUCACAUGCAGUUGCUGUCUGCAUCAAUCACCAUCCAGAGUGCCUGCCUCACUGAUGCCUCCUGUUACCCACGUUUUAAUUUUUUUUAAUAUAUCUAAAAAAUAAAAUAACUGAAAAAGGAGUAAGUCUCCUAAAUAAGUUUUCCACUGUCAUUUUUGUUUUUAGUAGCACAGUGACACAGCUCAUGGUCCACAUGAUCUGUUUACUUUAUUAAAAUACACUGUGAACUGUUGAAGAAGACUGAGCUGAAAUAACUAACUACAAAAAUUACUGUAUCAGUGCCAUAAGGUUCUGACUUAGUUGUAAAUUGAGAUGUAAAAAGAGUAAAAUUCAUGAUUUAUCAGAGUACAGGGAAUGACUCAAGUUGAUACAUACAUUACAGACCUGAACAGCUGAUCUGUGGGCUGCAGGUGGAUGAAUGUUUAAUGGGGUGUGAGGGUAGGGCAAAAUAGAUGGUAAAGUGAUGAAAAUUUUCCAGUGCUUGACAUUGGUGAUUGGGUCAGUUUUUGUCGAAAUGAUUUAAAUUACAUGGUAGAGCUGAGUGCAUCUUUAGAUGUUGGUGGCCCACCUUCUGUUCUGGUCCUACUGCUUGUUUUAGAGGAGCCUAGAUGACUCUGAUCUCAUGUUGGUAAUACACUACUAUGAUUUAUUUUACUGUAUAUUAUUUUGGUGCUUUUCUGUGUCUCUACUGAGAGAGUUUUAUAACUACAGACAUCACCAGCUUUCAAUAACCUUUUGGCUCGUGUUUAUUGUAUACACUCUUCAUCAGCAAAUGUUGGUACAUCUGUUUGUAGAGGCACAGACAGACCAGUUCUGUGUUUGUGUACACUCUUGAAAACAUGUAGUCAGCAUUUUCCUCCCUCUCUUUGCAGGUUCGAGUUCUCCACUUCAACUUAAGACAUGGACCAGAAAACUAUGAGCUCCGCACAUGCUCUGUGAGAGCCUUCUCAGUUGACCUCUUCUGCACCUGGACGGCCUUCCUGGCUCUGCUUUGUGAGCACUUUUCCUACAGAACAUCUCAGGGUCUCACAAGCCCCCAUCCCUGCAACCCCAGGCAGAACAGGCUGAAACUGGAGUGGGUGCCUAGACCCGACGACCUCCCACAGGAACAGUAUGACAAGCAGCGCUACAGAGGGCUGACUGUCUCCCACCCGCCUGAGGUCGCCCAGACAGACGACAUCAUGAACCGGCAGUGGAGCCCCUGUGAGAUCACAGACAUGCAGGCGUUUAUGGAGGAGCUGCUGAAGGUGUCUCUGGCUGAAGGAUUCAAGAUCGACCUGGUGGUUCCUGAUCCAGCUGAAGUUCUGUGCUGUACAGCUCUGCGACUCGUCAAGUGCUGAAGACUGAGGAAAUGAAAGCACUGAAUUCCAGUCGCUGACUCUAAUCUUUUAUAUGUUUGAAUAACUCUGUAACAUUAAAGUGAGAAACAGCUUCGGCCUUCAUAGCUGUCAUAGAUUUAACCAAAACAGUGCAUACGUUGCGUUUAUUACAAGACUAUCUGUGAAAAAACUAACAUUUCAUUGACAUUUAGGCCUAACUUUACCUUACACUGACUGUUAAUCUAAAACGCUGCUCAUUAUUUUUGUUAAUUUAGUCUGUUGGAAUUCCAUAUACUGUCUAUGACUGUUGUUGACAUGCUGCAGACUAAAUAUUUGAGUAACAAUGUGAAAUUAGGAGUUUUAAUUCAUUUUACUGUGAUGCCUUUAAGAAGUGAUGCAAAUUAGACUAUCAGUAACAAAACAAACAAUACCCAAGUUGUGAUUUUUCAUUCCUGAAACGGCUGUUGGAGCGAAGGUGUCAGGCCACAUGGAUUGUUGUAAUAGAGAGGACAGUAUAUGACAAUAACCCAGUCAUGAAACUGAAGAAGCAAUUGUAACAAAGCUCAAAUUUUGUUGCUGCAGACAUGAUUUCUUUGUGAAGUAGGACACAUGAGCAACCAAACCUGAUCAAGUCUGGAGAGCCCCUGUAGACCUGCCCUUUUUGGACACUAACAUGCACACGUUUAAAAAACAUGACUGCAGAAAGUAAAGGUAUAGCGACCAGUAAACCUGUGUAUAAAACAGACCUCAAGUCAGUGAACAUCUAGAUGGUAAAAAUAUUCAAAAGUUUUUCUUUUAAAGUGAUAUGGUCACUGAGAUAAGCUCAAAGUAUCUCCAUGCUGCACACAGCUGCGCAGUGAGCUCUCAUCCUGAUGAAGCUGAAUUCUUUCCACACAUAUGACGAGCUGGAUUGAAAAAGAAGAUCCUUACCAGGUUAUUUUUGGAGUUGAUUCAUGAUAGAUGUGACACAAGUUUUGCAGUUUGUAUCCAGCUUAUUUACCAGAGCAAGCUAGCAAAAAGAGCAUGGGGAAAAGCACUGUUGUGCAUGACGACACAGCCUUAGCUUACAAGGGCUAAGCCACUAACAGUCCUAGGUGCAUUAUUUUUAAGUCACUUAGAGAUGGAAUUAUCUUGAUCAAUUAAGUGUUAAAGAGUAGCAUUAAUAAAUACUCCAUAAAUACCAUCAACUGACUGUCAGAGCCAGUGUUACUGAAUCAAUGAUGAUUUGAAGUAGGGUUAUUUGCAUAGAAAAGGCCAUAUUUUGCUCCAAAAUGAUUCCAUAUUAGCCAAUCAAUGUAUGCGAACAACUCCAGCGCACAGAGUCACUAUUUGCAUGACAGAGCAGUUUGUGGAGCUUAUACAAAAGAUAACUAUCCUUUAGUGGGGGCCUUGUGUAUCUUAAAUGGCAUUCUUAAACAGCGUUUACCCUAAAAUCCAGUAUAUACAGUAAGUUGCAAAGGUGUCACGCUAAGGCAUGUACUGUCUGAUGCAGAUUGUGUCCCUGCGUUUGUUUAACAUUAAGGAUACAUUAAGGUGAAGGUUAAGAUGAAGUUAUAGCUAUUUUAGGUCAAGGACACACUUUUCAUCACUGGUAUAUGAGAUGCGGUCUUUUUUUCUGGGGAUAUCCAGAGGGAGCUUGAGUUCAGCCUACAGUGGUAUUAAUAUUUGUGAAGUAUAGAUGGUCCAACCACCCUUCAGCUUAUCACUAGUUGUAUUAACCAAACCUACAGUCCCCAUGGUUUAUUGACUUCAUAGUAAACCAUUGUUUAUUUAAAUGAAUGGUUAUUACCCAGCAAGAUAUGUGUUCAAAGGUGGUACCUCUAGACAUGUAUGUUAUAGAAUGUAUCUGGCUUCUUUGAGUGUCAACUUUGGGUAAAAUACUGUAAAACAACAAAAUACCUCUGACUGCAUUUCACACUGGUAUAUCGGUCACUGCAAGACAUUUCUUAUGAUGUGUAGCUGCAUUAGGAGGAGAUGUAGUAGUAAAUAUGGUCAUUGCUGUAUACCUUAACCUUUAGCCUGAGAUUCUGUUUGACACUAUUGUGUUUUUUUUAUGUUUUGUAUUAUAGUAGACAUGAAUAGAAAGAUGAAAACUGACUUGGUCAAUGAUUAAAGUGCUCCUAGUUCCUCUGAAUAAACUCUGCACCCACACAUUUACAGUUGCUCGCACACCCUGCUUCAUGAUUAACUGAACCGACUGCGCUUCCUUGUGGGAGGGGUGUAUCCGUUUGCCCUUUGCCUGCCUGCACAGGGGGUGAGAUGAGUUAUGGUCUCUAUGUGUAAUUUUAGUCCUGAGGAAGCUGUAGUAAAGGAAGUUUGGAGGAGGAAAAGACAUGUCUUGGCUAAAGAGGAAAGGUGUCUGGUCGCAAGUCUUUCCUUUUGCUCCCUCUUUGAACUUCCUCUGUACGACUGUGAGGAUGUGACGAGCAGAAUAACGUUAAACCCCUCUGGAUAGAUGGUUUGAUUGUAACAUUUAUCCAAAUUAUGAAGGGAAUUAUGCUCAUAAAUUGUAAAACUAUGAUUUAGGAUUUGGGGAUUUGUUGUAGAUUGAUGGUUCUUGAAUUCUCCUCUGUGAACUCAUUGUAUGUUUUUGCUUAUUUGUCCUCCACAGGAGCGAUACAGUGGAACCCCAACUUUCUAUGUCACAACUCCGUCAGAGGGAGCUCGAGUUUUGAGUCUGUCCUGAUGUUUGUCUGCAAAUCUUCUAUGAGAUCGCAACAGGUUCAUUCCUCUAAUAAGUCUUAAUUUGAUGGAGCCUGGAGCUCACUGGAAAGCAUUUUUUUAAUGACAAAAGUGCCUUCACUGUAAUCAUUGCCUUUCUGUUACCUCUGCAUUACUUUAAAGCAUCAUGUGCCUGUACCAACGGCCUAACUUCAUACUGUGUCCGUGUGACCUCCAUGAAAUAAAGAUAUUAAGAAAAUGAGAAAUUUUGCAUUUUGUCAAAUAAAUGUAAAAAGAUUCCCAGAAAGAGUCUUCUUUUCAACAAA